UGACGUGAUAUCGUAAUCUGCAAGUAAGUUAUUCAAAUAUUUAGUAUUCAAUUAAUGUUUCCGAAGCUUUUUAAAAUUUAACUAUGAAAUAUGAACUAUGACUGAUGUCAAAUUUGUAAAUAAUAGAAACAUUUAUAUAUAACAGAACGUUGUGGUCGACAAAUUGUAUCACUUUUGUCAAAAGGAUUUCACCAUUAUCUAGUGGAUUUCACCACUGAGAGUGGAUGGGUGUAGUGCAAUGUUGUGAAUCGACUGAUGUUAGUAUUUUGGACUGUGAGAUGCGAACCUGAUGAUCUAAACCUUAAAGACUCAACAUGAUUCUCGAAGUAGUCACGAUUGAACACUGCCCUGGAGGUUCAUACUGAGACAACAAGUCAAAUCUAAUGAUCUUGAAUCUCCCACAGUUGUUACUUGAACUCUGUCUUUGAUGAAACAUUAUGAAUUGAACAAUCUCCACAUAUAUAUAACAAAUAUUCUUUGAGUAGUAAAAACUGUUCAAUAUACAUUACGAUGCAUUAUCAAACUUCAUUUCAUCAAUUCACUCCAUGUAUUACGCAAAAUGGAAUCAGUAUUCACUGUAUAAAACAGAAAUUUAAAUAUCCAACUAAUUGAACAUGGUCAACAAAAUAGUUAAAUAACACAUGAGAUAUGUAGGUUGAUUCUCUCAGAGAUUUAUGGAAUAAUGGAAAGUUAACAUACGAUGAAAAAGUUCGUCAAUCCUUACUAUAUUCUGUGCUAACAUAUACAGAUGGAGCAAUUAGACCAGCAUUAGCUUUUAGAUUUUAAAUAGAGAAAAGUCAAACAAUCAACCAUUUUUCAAUAUAUUGAUCUUGACUAACAUAUAUCAGAUGAUAUGUUGUUAUUUUGAUGACUUCUGAAUCCAAACACAUGUUAUCGUUGUGAGAGACUGCUUCGUCUAUAGACCACCGUUUCCUUCACGCACUUUGUCAGUUUAUAACAUCAAAACAUCCACGAUGCUCUGUGAAUAUCUCAAUUUAUACGCGUGACGGCCUAUAAACUGCACAUUUGUUAAAAUUUUAUUUUACCAUAAAGGCAAAUAUUUCAAGUUAAUUUGAAUCUGAAUCACCUCCGAAUGAUGAUCAAAUAUACUUCCGAUGUUGUUUUAUUAUGUACAACUCUACUGCUGAAUACCCAAAUAGGUAUGGAGAGCAAACCGUCAAAAAAACCUUCAUAAAUCGAAGUGGGUCAUUUAACAAAACACUUCCAAAUUUCAUUGAUAUUAAAAACAAAAAUGUAUUCGAAGGUUGGAGAGAGUACUCAGAUAAAGUUCAACGAUCGAAAGCCACACUCGUACCACUUUAUGAACAGAGUUUUGCUGGCGUCCACAAAAUAAUUAUUGGUCCAGUUUUGCCAGCAUAUGACGGUGCAGUAAUUGAUCUUCAUAGACAAGGUCUUAAUUCUACUUUCAAACUGAUCUUUUAUGAAAACUGUGUGGAUGUACAAAAUUGUGUAUCAUAUAAGUCAAAUUUCGAGACAUCUGGCGUACGACAACAAAUAGAAAUACCAUUCAGCAAAUUUACACUGCACUGUCGUGGAAGACGGAUAUCUAAUACAAUUCCAUAA
This is a messenger RNA of Schistosoma haematobium, 1584 nucleotides long. RefSeq lists its product as uncharacterized. Lineage: Eukaryota; Metazoa; Platyhelminthes; Trematoda; Strigeidida; Schistosomatidae. The transcript is spliced from 3 exons. The coding region runs from base 1129 to 1584 and encodes 151 amino acids. The record is from RefSeq and is a predicted model, not a curated record.